This is a messenger RNA of Fraxinus pennsylvanica, 825 nucleotides long. Lineage: Eukaryota; Viridiplantae; Streptophyta; Magnoliopsida; Lamiales; Oleaceae. The record is from the annotation of a GenBank genome assembly.
AUGAGAUCUGUGCAUAUUUUGCUGGUUUUUGCUGAGUUGCUGGUAAUUUCUUUACGAUCUGCGGUUUUAUCCUAUGAUGCUUACCCUUCUGGAUAUGGCGAUGAAUCGGGGGCUUGUGUUGGAAUUGGUGAUACGAUCUCGAGUCCUUUGCGAAGGGAAGUAUAUGAUAACGGAGAAAUAUUUGACAUCACACACAGGUUCACUCCCAAUACACCUGUGGGUAGUUCUACAAAGGGUGUUGGUCGGUUUCUAACGCUCUUGGAGAGCAUGAAGAAUGGCUCAGACUAUAAUUUCUCGGAAAUGAAAUUACCCGUGCACUCUGGUACACACGUUGAUGCGCCAGGGCAUAUGUACGAUAACUAUUUCGAUGAAGGAUAUGAUGUGGAUACACUUGAUCUUAGAGUUCUUAAUGGUCCAGCACUGCUUGUUGAUGUUCCCAGAGAUACGAAUAUAACUGCUGAAGUUAUGGAGUCCUUAAAUAUUCCCCAGGGAGUGAAAAGAGUGCUAUUUAGAACACUAAACACUGACAGGCGUCUUAUGUACAAAAAGGAAUUCGAUGCGAGUUAUGUGGGAUUUAUGAAAGACGGGGCGCAGUGGCUUGUAGAUAACACUGACAUUAAACUUGUUGGAAUCGAUUACCUAUCUGUUGCUGCUCACGAUGAUGUGAUUACUGCUCAUCUCGUUUUCUUAAAAAGCAGGGAAAUCAUCCUCGUUGAAGGCCUGAAUCUUGAUAAUGUUAAACCUGGAAUAUAUACGGUGCAUUGCUUACCUUUAAGGUUGGUUGGUGCAGAGGGAUCACCCAUUAGAUGCAUCCUUACCAAUUGA